Molecule: messenger RNA, 1011 nt
Organism: Rotaria sp. Silwood1
Lineage: Eukaryota; Metazoa; Rotifera; Eurotatoria; Philodinida; Philodinidae
Source: the annotation of a GenBank genome assembly
AUGUCAUCACAUGAAGCAAUCGGUUCAAUAUCUGUACCUAUUCUUAUAAGUAUUAUAUUGAAAAGUAUUAGCGCAUACAUUAUUUGUUUAUGCAUAAUUAUUAUUAAUACACUUCUCAUUGCAAGUUUAACUCUUAUUAAACGUUUACGUACAACACAAAAUCUUCUUCUAAUAAAUGUUUGUUUUGCUUGUAUAUAUUUUUCAUUAUCAUGUAUGAUUUCAGUUAGUUUCACAAUUUCUAUUCUUAAUACAAAAAAUGUAAAUUCAUAUUUAUGUCAAUUAAUUGGAUUUCUUAUUAUGUCAAGUUCACAUUGUGUAAUGCUAUCAUAUACAUUGGUUGCAUUUGUUAGAUUUUUAACAAUUAUUUAUCCAUUUAAUAAAAAAAUUACAACAAUUCAUUAUAUUAAAAUUUAUUUAAUAUCAAUAUGGUCAGUAGCUUUUCUUUUACCAGGUAUAAGUUUAAUCUUACCUAAACAACAAAUAAUAUUUCAAUCAAAAGCUAAAAUGUGUACAAUUAAUCAACAAUCACCAUUAUUAUUCAUGUAUUUUUGUACUGGUUAUAUUAUACCGUUUAUACUUAUAUCAUUAAUGAAUUUAGUUAUUUAUUUAAAUGUAACACAUUCUCGACAAGUACUUUUUCUAUCUCGAACGCAACAAUGUCGUUUAAAUCGACGUAAACGUCGAAAUUUACGUUUGUUAAGACAAUUUUCAUUCUUUACAAUUAUCUUUUUGCUUGGUUGGACACCAUUUAUAAUGAUUGAAAUAUUUGAUAAAAAAGAAAAACUUCCCGAUGUAUUUUAUUUAUUUACACUUAUUUUACCAUCAAUAUGUAUUUUAAUUGAUAGCAAUGCUAUAUUAUAUUGGAAUAAAACAAUUCAUCAACAAAUUCAAUUAUGGUGGCGAUCAUUAAUAAAGAAAAAACCUCAAGUAAUUAAUCAUCAACGUAAUAGUCCUUCACUUGAUCAUGAUAUUUUGUCAAUCGGUACAAAUGCAAAUAUGUCAACCGUUUAA